This is a messenger RNA of Impatiens glandulifera, 3189 nucleotides long. Its product is annotated as importin subunit beta-1-like. Bases 222 to 2840 code for a protein of 872 amino acids. Gene Ontology annotation, cellular component: cytoplasm; nucleus. The transcript is spliced from 3 exons. Gene Ontology annotation, biological process: protein import into nucleus. Gene Ontology annotation, molecular function: nuclear import signal receptor activity; small GTPase binding. NCBI's taxonomy places the organism in Eukaryota, Viridiplantae, Streptophyta, Magnoliopsida, Ericales, Balsaminaceae. The record is from RefSeq and is a predicted model, not a curated record.
UCGAAACAAUCAUCUGCGCUCUUCUUCCUUCUUUCUUCACUUCUCUGCGUUUUCACUUGUUUUUAAACCCUAAAUCCUGAUACCCAGAUAUUGAUAAGCUUUCAAAUCACUAAAGUUUUGUAGAGAGAGAUUGAAACCCUACUUUGCUCCGUCUUCCCUUUUCGUCUACUGUUGCUGUUUCAACUCAUCUCUGGUGCACCAAGCUUUGGUAAAGGAGCAAAAUGGCCAUGGAGAUCACCCAGUUUCUUCUGAAUGCUCAAUCAGCAGAUGCAAAUGUCAGAACUGAAGCUGAGGGUAAACUCAGGCUUUUCCAGGAACAAAAUCUACCAUCAUUUCUUCUAUCCUUAUCGUGUGAGCUCUCAAACAAUGAGAAACCAAUUGAAUCUCGUAGAUUGGCUGGUAUUGUGCUUAAGAAUUCAUUAGAUGCUAAAGACGCUACUCGGAAAGAGAAUCUUGCUAAGCAUUGGGUAUCAAUUGACAUUUCUAUCAAGGCAAAAAUUAAAGAGCUGCUAUUGAGUACUCUUGGUUCAUCUGUGCUUGAGGCUAGGCAUACUUCUGCACAAGUCAUUGCAAAAGUUGCAGCAAUUGAAAUUCCACGAAAAGAAUGGCCUGAACUCAUUGGAUCGUUACUUUCCAAUAUGACUGAUCCAAACAAGCCUGCACCCUUGAAACGUGUUACAUUGGAAACACUUGGAUACGUUUGUGAAGAGAUAUCUCACCAUGAUCUUGUCCAAGAUGAAGUCAACUCGGUUCUAACUGCCGUUGUUCAGGGCAUGAGUGUAGGAGAGUAUGGCCCUGAAGUUCGGCUUGCAGCCACCCGCGCUUUAUACAAUGCUCUGGAUUUCGCCCAGACUAACUUCGAAAAUGAAAUGGAGAGGAACUUUAUCAUGAAGGUGGUAUGUGAAACAGCCGUAGCUAAAGAGCAAGAGAUUCGACAAGCAGCUUUCGAGUGUCUAGUUUCAAUCGCUUCAACCUACUAUGAAGUUCUCGAACCCUAUAUGGAAACCAUCUUUCAACUCACGUCAAAUGCAGUAAAAGGAGAUGAAGAAGCUGUUGGAUUACAAGCAAUUGAGUUUUGGAGCUCAAUCUGCGAUGAAGAGAUUGAACUUCAGGAAUACGAAGGAUUCGAAAGUGUUAAUUCUACCCCAGCUCACUCAUGCUUCAUUGAGAAAUCCCUUCCUGUUCUUGUUCCCAUGCUGCUUGAGACAUUGUUGAAACAGGAUGAAGAUCAAGACCAAGAUGACACCAUUUGGAACGUGUCCAUGGCUGGUGGGACAUGUCUCGGUCUUGUCGCGAGAACUGUCGGUGAUCGGAUAGUAUCUCUUGUAAUGCCGUUUGUGGAGGCUAAUAUAUUGAAGACCGAUUGGAGGGCUCGUGAGGCAGCUACUUACGCGUUCGGUUCGAUCCUCGAAGGGCCGAGCGUAGAGAAGCUUACUCCGAUGGUUAAUUCCGGUUUGGAAUUCCUUCUUAAUGCAAUGAAGGAUGGUAACAGCCAUGUGAAGGACACAACUGCUUGGACCCUUAGCAGGAUUUUCGAGCUAUUGCAUAACCCAUCGUCUGAAUUCUCCUUGAUUUCUCCGGCGAAUCUCCAGCGAAUUCUCAUGGUUUUGUUGGAGAGUACGAAAGACGCUCCCCAUAUUGCUGGCAAGGUCUGCAGUGCCAUUUAUUUCCUUGCUCAAGGUUACGAAGACGAUGAUGCUAGCUCUUCGGUUCUUACGCCUUACCUACCUGAUAUCAUAACAUGUCUUAUCGCAACUGCCGAUCGGCCAGAUGGAAACGAGUCUAAGCUGAGGAUUUCUGCGUACGAAACAUUGAAUGAGGUGGUCAGAAGCGCGAAACUCCCAGAAACUGCCCAGAUUAUUACGCAACUACUGCCCGUCGUUAUGAAUAAACUCGGGCAGACCGUCGAAUUCCAAAUUAUAUCGUCAGACGAUAUUGAAAAGCGAGGUGAUUUGCAGGCCCUUCUUUGCGGAGUUCUCCAGGUCAUUAUACAGAAACUCAGCAGUGCUGAAGAAACCAAACAAGUCAUUCUUCAGGCUGCUGACCAGAUUAUGCUGUUGUUCCUUAAGGUUUUCUCUUGCCGGAGCUCUACAGUUCAUGAAGAAGCAAUGCUGGCUAUUGGGGCAUUGGCUUAUGCGGUUGGACAUGAAUUUGGAAAGUACAUGUCUGAGUUUUACAAAUAUCUGGAAAUGGGUUUGCAGAAUUUUGAGGAGUACCAGGUUUGUGCUGUUUCGGUUGGGGUUGUGGGUGAUAUUUGCCGUGCAUUGGAUGAUAAGGUAUUGCCGUAUUGCGAUGGAAUGAUGACUCAUCUUCUUAAGGAUCUUUCGAGCAACGAAUUGCAUCGUUCUGUGAAGCCGGCUAUAUUUUCUUGUUUUGGGGAUGUUGCUCUUGCGAUUGGAGAACAUUUUGAGAAGUAUAUUGGUUAUGCCAUACCUAUGAUGCAGGGUGCUGCUCAGAUAUGUGCGCAGAUUGAUGAUAGUGAUGAGGAAAUGGUGGAAUAUGGUAACCAACUUAGACGAAGCAUCUUUGAAGCUUAUUCAGGAAUUCUUCAGGGUUUUAAGAGUGCCAAACCAGACCUUAUGACGCCUCAUGCCACUCAUAUUCUUCAAUUUGUGGAAUUAGUUUCCAAAGAUAUGAGAAGGGAUGAAUAUGUUACAAGGGCAGCAGUUGCAGUUCUGGGUGAUUUGGCUGAUGCAUUUCGUUCAAAUGCUAAGAUACUGUUUAAAGAUCACUCAUUCUAUAAUAUGUUCCUAGAGGAGUGUCUUGAAUCUGAUGAUGAACAGCUUAAGGAAACAGCGGCAUGGACUCAAGGGAUGAUUGUAGCGGCCUUCUCUCUAUGAGGUUAGAAGUUUUUUGUUUUAUUUUUUUCUUCGUUUUAAGGGACGUUGUUGGCCACCUACAAAGAUAUGUGGAUCCUUAAAAAAGGGUUGAGUUUUUCGUAUUUUUUUUAUUUUUAUUUUUUUAGGCUUCGGCUAGUUUUAUCAAAGUCUCUAAUUAGACACAGGUGGUCUGUCGGGAACUUGUACGAACACGAUCCAUUUUAUGCAUGUCGCAUGUGGUUAUUUGUGUUUGUUUCUAGAUACCUUUGUGUUUUUUUUUGGUUUCUUAUGCCAUUAAGGACCUAGAAUCAUGUGUUUGACAAUGGCAAUUUUGUGAAUGUACAAUGAAAGUGCAGCAAUCUUUGAAUCA